This is a messenger RNA of Loxodonta africana (African savanna elephant), 3264 nucleotides long. RefSeq names its product neuroepithelial cell transforming 1 (gene NET1). Gene Ontology annotation, biological process: positive regulation of Rho protein signal transduction; intracellular signal transduction. The record is from RefSeq and is a predicted model, not a curated record. Bases 182 to 1810 code for a protein of 542 amino acids. NCBI's taxonomy places the organism in Eukaryota, Metazoa, Chordata, Mammalia, Proboscidea, Elephantidae. Gene Ontology annotation, molecular function: guanyl-nucleotide exchange factor activity. The transcript has 10 exons.
CUUUUACCCCAGCUCUCAGAAGCUGUUAGUUCCACCACAAGGAAGAGACAUGGGCAAAUGGCUGCCAAGGGUGGGUGAGGACUCAAAAGAAAAGCCUGUGUGACUCAGUGGUGAUCCGAGUCAGCAGAGCUGACGCGGAUGUGGAUCACUUGUAAAGAUUUUAAGGAAUACUCGGUAAAGCAUGGUGGCGCAUGAUGAGAUUGGAGGUCUCCUACCUAUUAAAAGAACUAUUCGAGUCCUAGAUGUUAAUAAUCAGUCCUUCAGAGAACAAGAGGAGCCAAGCAAUAAAAGAGUCCGACCUCUAGCUCGGGUCACAUCCUUGGCAAAUUUAAUCUCUCCUGUAAGAAAUGGAGCAGUCAGGCGCUUUGGUCAAACAAUACAGUCAUUUGCUCUUCGUGGUGACAACAGAUCCCCGGCUUCUGCUCAUAAGUCAUAUAGCAGAUCAACAGUCCCAACACCUGCCAAAAGAAGAAAUAGUGUUCUGUGGUCAGAAAUGUUAGACGUCAGUAUGAAGGAGUCUUUAACUACCAAAGAAAUCAAACGUCAGGAGGCAAUAUAUGAAAUGUCCCGAGGUGAACAGGAUUUAAUUGAGGAUCUCAAGCUUGCAAGAAAGGCCUACCAUGACCCCAUGUUAAAGUUAUCUAUUAUGUCAGAAGAGGAACUCACGCAUAUAUUUGGUGAUUUGGAUGCUUAUAUACCUCUGCAUGAAGACUUAUUGGCAAGAAUAGGAGAGGCAACCAAGCCUGAUGGAACAGUGGAACAGAUUGGUCACAUUCUUGUGAACUGGUUGCCAGGCCUGAAUGCUUACAAAGUCUACUGUAGUAACCAGCUUGCAGCCAAAGCUCUUCUUGAUCAAAAGAAACAAGAUCCAAGAGUCCAAGACUUCCUCCAGCGGUGUCUUGAAUCUCCUUUCAGUAGAAAACUAGAUCUUUGGAGCUUCUUAGAUAUUCCUCGAAGCCGCCUAGUCAAAUACCCUUUACUGAUAAAAGAAGUUCUUAGACACACUCCAAAAGACCACCCUGACGUUCAGCUUCUAGAGGAAGCGGUAUUGAUAAUACAAGGAGUUCUCUCUGAUAUCAACUUGAAGAAAGGUGAGUCAGAAUGCCAGUAUUACAUUGACAAACUGGAGUAUCUGGAUGAAAAGCAGAGGGAUCCUAGAAUUGAAGCCAGUAAAGUGUUGCUUUGCCAUGGGGAACUAAAGAAUAAAAAUGGACAUAAACUUUAUAUUUUCCUGUUUCAAGACAUCUUGGUUUUGACUCGACCUGUUACACGAAAUGAGCGUCACUCUUACCAGGUUUACCGGCAACCAAUCCCGGUCCAGGAGCUGGUUCUAGAAGACCUGCAGGAUGGAGAUGUGAGAAUGGGAGGAUCCUUUCGAGGAGCUUUUAGCAAUUCAGAUAAAGCUAAAAAUAUCUUUAGAGUUCGCUUCCAAGACCCCUCUCCAGGCCAGUCUCACACACUUCAAGCCAAUGAUGUGUUCCAUAAGCAGCAGUGGUUCAAUUGUAUUCGAACCGCUAUCGCCCCUUUCCAGCAGGCCACCAGUCCAACAGAGCUUAAGGAUUUGCCAGAGCUCAGUGAAGAGUGUGAAGAGAACAACCUGUCUGCGUCAAAUGUCAAAGCCCAGAGAAGGGUUUCAACAGUUUCUAGUGUUGUUCAAGUAGAAGUAGAUGAAAAUGCUUCAGAAUAUGGUUCUAGUGUGCAAACAGCAGAAGACACCAAGAGUGUAAAAGUACACCGAACACAGUCUGGAUUCCGAAAAGCAAGGGACAAAGCCCAGUUAAGUGGCAAACGGAAAGAGACUUUGGUAUAAAGAAAACUGUGUAUUAACUGAUGGAGAGACUGUUUAUUUAUAAAUGUGUACAGUUGUUUUUUUUUUUCCUUGUAAGGCAAGCAUGGGAACGUUGUAGGGUUUAUACCAGUUUUAAUAUUUUCUAUGUUUUUGAUUGUUUUUUGUUUGUUUUUUAAUGGCAGCUAAAGGUAUACAAAUUACUGUUAAAUUGCAGCUUUUUUUUUUUUUUUAAGGUAUAAUUUUCUUGGUUUAUUUAGUUCAUGCAAGCCUGGUAUCUUUAAUCAAAUGAAAUAUAUAUGAAAUGGAUUUUCUCCUAAUUCUGGAUUCAUCAUGACUUUCCGAUACCAACCAAUUGUGAUAUUUACAACAUCUGCCCAAAAUUAGAAUUUUGGAAAUACUGGAAUUUUACCAGUGUUUCUUUGCAUGCAGAAUUUAAGUUGGAACACUGGUACAUAAAAUCUAAAUGGAAUAUAUAUUUGUAUUAUUUCAAAAUUUACACUGAAACAUAUCUUCCUUGGAAAACAAACCAUAAAACUUUAUAGGUUUUCCAUUUUAUCAACUGGAAUGCUUUAUAUUAGUUUUUCACUGCACAUUCCUCAUUUUUCAUUCAUUUAACCUGCCAAUUAUUUAAUUUUUUUUUUGUAAAGUAGCUUUUAGUAUUUGCUUUUAUUUUUUUACUUUGAUGCCUUUUCAAAUUGGCACGUCUUUAAAAGUAUUCUUCCUUGAUUUAAAAUGUGUGUGUGUGUGUGUGUAUAUACAUAUAUAUAUUUUUAAAUCAUAUUAACUUUACCAAGUGAAACCAAGCCAUACUGUUUUUGAGCCAAUUAAGAAAAUUGCAGUUGUUAAAAAGUAGCAUUUUGGGGUGGUGAACACACAUUGAAUGUCUUAGUAUGUUCUAGACUACUGAACAAAAACCACCGUAAGAACCAAGUUGAAAGUUUUAGCAUGGCCGGAAAAGCAAGAGGGAAGGCAAAAUGACUGGUAAUAAGUUUUUUUAAGAGGGAAAAAGAGAGUAGUUGUGUCUUAAAGUAGAAUGUCUGGUUGUGCCAGAAUGUGAAAGAUAGUAAAAGCUAAACUUGAGGGUGUGUAGUAAGUUGUAGAAGGCUUGAGGGGAAGUGAACUUUAUUUGCCUUGGUUUGUAAUACCUGCAGAUAAUGAGUUUGAAAAGAAACAAAUGUUUUUUGAAAACUUUACAAAAUUAGAUCAAUUUUGGUGGAUGUAUUCAUAAGAUGGAAAAAAGGCUGGUGAAUUUUUUGCUCCAAAAUGUUUCAUGGGUGAUAUACUUUCUAUUAAAAUAGCAGUGAAAUACCCUAUGCCAUAACAGGUUCAUAACGGUGAUCAGUUCAAGUAAAAUGUUGACUAUUAUGUAAAAUAUAUUUGGCCAGUGGAAAUGAAAAUUGGAAAAGAUUGUAAAUAGAUCAAAUGAUUUCUUUGUAUAAAUGAAUUGUACAAUUAAAAAAAAGAACACACAAUCA